AUGGGGGAAGCCAGUCGAGCAGCUCUGGCGGCCGCAAAAGUCAAGCCCCAUCAGAUUGAGGCCCUGAGUCUGGACACCACCAACUGCACUGUGGCGCUGCGCCCGUGCCUGCUCUGGAUGGACAUGCGGUCGGCCGCGCAGGCGGCUAGGGUGGCGGCGAGCGGCGACUCGGCCUUGAUCGUCAAUGGCGGAGGCAAGGGACCCGUCUCGGCUGAGUGGAUGGUCCCCAAAGCCCUGUGGCUCAAGGAGGAGGAGCCGGAAGUGUAUGCAGCUGCAACAUACAUCUGCGAGUACCAGGACUUCAUCAACUUCAGGCUCACGGGCUGCAUGUGCGCUUCUGUGAACAAUGUGUCUGCUCGGUGGCACUACGACACCCAGAGGGGCUGGCCCGACACCCUGCUCCAGCACCUCGGCAUGCCAGAGCUGCUGGAAAAGUGGCCCCAGGAUGUGCUCCCCCUCGCUGAAGUGGUGGGAGGGCUGACACAGGAAGCUGCUGAGCACCUGGGCCUCGCCCCCGGCACCCCGGUGGCCCAGGGCGGCGUGGAUGCCCAGAUCGGGAUGCUGGGCCUGGGGGUGAUUGACCCCGGAUCGCUGGCGCUCCUCAUGGGCUCCAGCCACCUGCACUUGGGCGUCACCGACCAGAUGCUGCACGGCUCUGGCAUGUUUGGCACCUACCGCGACGGCCUGUGCCCUGGCAUCAGUGUGGUGGAGGGAGGCCAGACCUCCACCGGCUCCGCCGUAGCCUGGCUGCAUCGCCUGCUGGGCUCCCCCGGCUAUGCUGAGCUGGACAAGGAGGCGGCUGGCGUGCCGCCGGGGGCGGAGGGACUGUGUUCCAAUGUGCCCCCUUUGCCAAAGGGCCACAUGCAUCGCGCCUUGCUGGAGUCCAUCUGCUUUGGGACAGAGCUGGUGCUCGAGACGAUGCGUGACAACGGCUUCCACCCGGCUUCCAUCACUUGCGCGGGGGGCCCCACCAGAUCCGACUUCUGGCUCCAGCUCCACGCCGACAUCAGCAACAUCCCCCUCCGCCUCACAGAGGUGGCAGAGGCGCCUGCUCUGGGGAGUGCCAUCCUGGCCGCUGUUGCAGCGGGCUGGUACCCCUCCAUCCCAGAUGCAGUGCGGGGCAUGGUGCACAUCGCACGCACCGUGCAACCCAACCCAGCCGUGCAUGAAGCGUAUAGGGAGUCCUACGCUGCGUAUAAAGAGCUGUACCCCGCUCUACGACCCACGUUCCAUGCCGCUGCAGCCAGAGACUCAGCCAGGCGGCAAGCGCAGAAGGGCGCCAGGGCGUCUGCGUGA
Molecule: messenger RNA, 1296 nt
Organism: Auxenochlorella protothecoides
Lineage: Eukaryota; Viridiplantae; Chlorophyta; Trebouxiophyceae; Chlorellales; Chlorellaceae
Product: Ribulokinase
Exons: 9
Coding region: 1-1296 (431 amino acids)
Biological process (GO): carbohydrate metabolic process
Molecular function (GO): kinase activity
Source: RefSeq, a predicted model, not a curated record